Lasiosphaeria miniovina is the source of this 1017-nucleotide messenger RNA. RefSeq lists its product as uncharacterized. The transcript has 4 exons. Bases 430 to 1017 code for a protein of 195 amino acids. The record is from RefSeq and is a predicted model, not a curated record. NCBI's taxonomy places the organism in Eukaryota, Fungi, Ascomycota, Sordariomycetes, Sordariales, Lasiosphaeriaceae.
GGAAGAUGCGACUUGCGGUGGCAUGCUGGGCCAAUGGUCGAGCUUCCAGCACUUGCUUCACCAAGGGCAAUCGUCGGCCCCGAUGGGCUUCCCCAUGCAUAUGCUUUGGCUCUGUCACAUGUGGCGUUUUGUCAAGAAGUCGAUUCGCGCAAGCCCGGUGCCCCCAACCAGACAUCACACCACCUGGUCAGCCGCUGGGAUUUAAGGCGUCCAGCUCUUUCAUCCUGCGCCAAACUCCCAUCGCCAUCAUGCAGCGAACUCUCCAAACCCACUUAGCCGAGGAUCCAGUUCUCAUCAUGUCCCCGGCAAAAGUCAACUGCGACAUUUGUCGACGACUUCAAAAGAGGAGAAGAUGGAGGUUGCCAGCUGUGCGCCAUUUUACGAAGUGAAAUCAGCUGGCACGCCCCCGGCCGCCCCUCGAACGAAGCCAUGUCGGUUUGUCACGCAGUCGGCAUCUACAAGCUGAUCGUCGCCGAGAACAAGGAUGACUCGGUCGCUAUCUCCGUCUACGGACACGAAAACGCAGAUCCGGCAAUAACAUCCGCUUACGAGGCCAUGGGCAUGAAAAAGCCUGGUCCGGCUGCCAGCUUGCCGACAUCAUCGGCGACAUGUCCUCGCCCGCUGCUAAAGAGAGGCUUUGUGCCUGGAUCGACAACUGCAACCGAGGUCCACCAUCGACGAGCACAAACAGUGCAUCCCCUGGGACGCACUGCCACGGACAUUCCAGGACGCAGUUACCAUGACAAGAACUUUGGGCAUCCGCCGACUGGCGAAGCCAAGAUGCACACCAUCUACCAAAGCGGCUAUCUCGCCUUCGCCGCCUCGUGGAGCUCUGGGCCCGCUAGCGGCCUCUUCCACGACACAGGGCCCGAGUACCGGUUUCGCUGGGCCUUCCGGGAGCGGUUGCUUUCCCGCCGGGUCCUGCAUUUCACCGAAGCCGAGCUCACUUGGGAAUGCCUGACGGACAAUAACUGCGAAUGCGUUUGCCAGCUAUUCUCAGCCGCCGGUAACGCGUAA